Dissoconium aciculare CBS 342.82 is the source of this 623-nucleotide messenger RNA. RefSeq lists its product as uncharacterized. The coding region runs from base 139 to 408 and encodes 89 amino acids. Lineage: Eukaryota; Fungi; Ascomycota; Dothideomycetes; Mycosphaerellales; Dissoconiaceae. The transcript is spliced from 2 exons. The record is from RefSeq and is a predicted model, not a curated record.
GUGCGUCCUUCUACAACUAUCCGAAGCAACACUUCUCAAAUCUACUAUCAUCUUCACGGGAUUUUUCUUUUCUAUAGAGCUCAUCUAUAGUCUGAACAAAGGGUCUUUUCAGACGUGCACGCCCGGUCACGACUCAGGAUGCAGGUCGCUGAAUUCCUUUCUGACUUGAAGUCACUGCAAGUCUGCCAAGAUCAAAAUGCCGCGAUGAAUCUGGUGUCUGACCAAAGGGAUGUGUCCGCUAUCGCGACCAAGGAGAAGAAAGAUGACGUAGAUGUCGACCUUAAAAGGGCCAAAGAUGUGAUCGAGCUUUACACGAGGCUGCGAUCCAUAUCUCAAGGAGGCAACGAUAUCGACAGUGAACUUCGGGGCGACCGAGAUGAUGUUGACAAGGCAAUUGCAUCUCUGUAAAGUCUAAAGUGCUGUUCUCCAAAACGUUUGACACCCCACUCCGGGCGUCUUCAAUUGGGCUUUGUUCAUAUUCCGUGCUUCACGAUACUGCUAAGCACUGAUCCACGACAUCUAGGUAUGCUCUAUUGUCUAUUGUUCUCGCUUGUCAUUUCACCGGUGUCGACAUGGGCCUAUUGUCCCCGCAGUUCGGCAAUUUCAAAGUCGACGCACUUCCC